Molecule: messenger RNA, 1357 nt
Organism: Carica papaya (papaya)
Lineage: Eukaryota; Viridiplantae; Streptophyta; Magnoliopsida; Brassicales; Caricaceae
Product: glycolipid transfer protein 3
Biological process (GO): ceramide transport; intermembrane lipid transfer
Cellular component (GO): cytosol; membrane; cytoplasm
Molecular function (GO): ceramide 1-phosphate binding; ceramide 1-phosphate transfer activity
Source: RefSeq, a predicted model, not a curated record
CAACAAAUUUAAUAUUAAAAGGGAAUCCAAAACUCUAAAAAAUUGAAGUUCAGGCGAGAGAAGCUACUUGCCACCAAUCCAGGACGUUUUUAUUACUGGCAUAAACACCCACUGGACUGGAUUCUAUGUUUUAUAAACAAACUUCUCAGUUCCUACACACAAGAACUUGAAGUUUUCAGCUGCAUAUGUAGACACAAAAAUCUUAAUUCGGGUUGGAGAUACAGCUUCUGAGAUCAUGAAGAGAAGAAGAUAUGAAAUGGAAGAGUCAGAUGUAAGGUCUGCCAUUGAAGAGCUUUCCAUGUUUAGGAAAAUGAAGCCUGAUGGUGAUUUUGUUCCUGCCAAGCCUUUUCUCGAUGUCUGCAACUUAAUCCUUCAAAUCCUUGAUAAGAUAGGCCCAACAAUGACUGUCCUUAGACAAGACAUUAAUCAAAAUAUACAGAGGUUGGAGAAGUUUUGUGAAUCUGAUCCUCCACUCUUUUCAAAUUUGGUUGAGAUCUUGAAGAAAGAGAGAGAUGAAGGCAAUGCAAGACAAGUCAACAGCUGUAGUAGAGCCUUUGUCUGGCUCACCAGAUCCAUGGAUUUUACUGUAACUUUACUACAAAGUCUGACAAAGGAUCCUGGGAAGAACAUGGAGCAGGCAGUGGAAGAGUCUUAUAACAUUACCUUGAAGCCAUGGCAUGGAUGGAUCUCAGCAGCUGCUUUUAAAGUGGCUCUGAAACUAGUGCCAGAUAAUAAGACCUUCAUCAGUCUCCUCACGGAAAAAGAUGACAACUAUGAGAUUAUCAAAGAGGAUAUAGAAACUUUGAUUUCGUUGCUACUGCCUCUGCUUGAAGAAAUCCAUUCUAUUAUGGAACUUCAUGGGUUGGAUAAGAUGAAGUCAACAUGAGGAGGGAAUACUGCUCAGGAUUUGGUUUUAUAUACCUGAGCUUACAUACCCAAUUUUCUUUUCUUGUAUAUAUAAUAUAUAUAUGAAUGUGUGUACAGGUUUACAAGUCCUAAGCACUUAUUCUUCUGUGAAGGCUCCUAGAUUCCGUCUCAUGCUCUGUCUAUUACUAUGUUUCCUAAGGAUAAAAACAGAUACUUAGGAGGCUUGACCAGUUCUAUAACUGGUUUUUGUUGUUUUGUUCAAUUAGUCCCUUCUGUUCUUGUUACGGCAAUAGCCAAUGUCACAGCUCUAGUAAUUGAACAUAGAAUUUGACGAAUUUCCACCAACAAUCUCCAUGCUCGAAGUCAACUGAUUUCUCCAGGAAGGAUUUCUUAACCAAUUCAAACAUGUGGAUAUUCACGACAACUCUUAAGCAAUUAGUUUAAAUAUUGUAAAUUUGCUCAACUAUAUACAAACAGAUAAAUUAUGUCU